ACUCCAACACUGCUCAUUUCCACGUCGCCGCCGCACAAAUUCACACUCUUUGCUCUCUAACUAACCUCUCAAAUUCCAAACCCUAAACAUGCCGCCGAAGUUCGACCCGACCCAAGUCGUCGACGUCUUCGUUCGAGUUACCGGAGGUGAAGUCGGAGCUGCCAGUUCCCUCGCGCCCAAGAUCGGUCCUUUGGGUCUCUCCCCCAAGAAAAUUGGCGAAGACAUUGCCAAAGAAACCGCCAAGGACUGGAAGGGAUUACGUGUUACCGUCAAGCUUACCGUCCAGAACCGUCAAGCCAAAGUCACCGUAGUCCCCUCCGCCGCCGCUCUGGUCAUCAAGGCUUUGAAAGAGCCUGAAAGGGAUCGUAAGAAGACGAAGAAUAUCAAGCAUAAUGGGAAUAUUAGCCUUGAUGAUGUGAUCGAGAUUGCCAGAGUCAUGAGGCCUAGAUCCAUGGCUAAGGAUCUGAGAGGAACCGUGAAGGAGAUCUUGGGAACUUGUGUCUCUGUUGGGUGCACGGUUGAUGAGAAAGACCCUAAAGACCUGCAGCAGGAGAUUUCUGAUGGGGAUAUCGAUGUUCCCUUGGAGUGAACAAAGAUAAAGUUCAUGUUUUUUUUGGGUGGUUGUUUAACAUAUGAUAAUGAUCGAGUUCCCCAGGGGUUUCAUAUGCUCAAGAAUUUUCUGUAGGUGGUGGAUUUAAUAUAUUCCGAAUAAAGAUACCUAUGAUUUAAGUUUUUGUUUUGGUGA
Molecule: messenger RNA, 745 nt
Organism: Hibiscus syriacus
Lineage: Eukaryota; Viridiplantae; Streptophyta; Magnoliopsida; Malvales; Malvaceae
Product: 60S ribosomal protein L12-3-like
Exons: 1
Coding region: 89-589 (166 amino acids)
Biological process (GO): translation
Cellular component (GO): cytosolic large ribosomal subunit; ribosome
Molecular function (GO): large ribosomal subunit rRNA binding; structural constituent of ribosome
Source: RefSeq, a predicted model, not a curated record